This is a messenger RNA of Pestalotiopsis fici W106-1, 1299 nucleotides long. RefSeq lists its product as uncharacterized. Lineage: Eukaryota; Fungi; Ascomycota; Sordariomycetes; Amphisphaeriales; Sporocadaceae. The record is from RefSeq and is a predicted model, not a curated record. The coding region runs from base 1 to 1299 and encodes 432 amino acids. The transcript has a single exon.
AUGGCUACCCGCAGGUGUCAUUCGUUCAGUGACUUACGAGGCUUCAUCAACAGGGGCGACCGCCAACGCGAUGCGCCGCGGCGGAGGGUGGUGGCCGAGACUGGCUCCUUUGGCAAAUCAACACGAAGAUCGCGAUCAAGAACUGGCAGUCUUCCCCCUAAGCGCGAAGAUGCCACUAUGCAAUCUGCCGACAGGAUUUUCUCAGAGUAUCUGUCCAAGCAGGAGCAGACGUCGAACUCGAACGGCAGUCAACGCAAGCCAAGUUACUUAUCCCAGACCACCUCUGCCGACGACAACAGUUCCGCUCAGGCACCAAGAAUAGUGCGCGAGCCCACCGAAGUCAUAUUGCGCGGCUACAAGUCUUCGAUACAGCAAUACGCCGCCAUCAACCACUACGAACAGCUGGCUGGUCGAAUAUGCGAGGACUACCCUCGUGAGCCGCCCAUCGAGCAGCGGCGAUACAAAUCUGAGCUCCGAGACCCUGCAUUCACAAGGCGACAGCCUUUGACACCGCAGGAAAAGAUCAAGGUCAACCAGGUUGAUGGCGGAGAGCACUGGAUCAAGGUCACCUUCGAGUCGGCAGAUGCUGCCAGCGCCGCCAUUUACGCGUCGCCUCAGAAAAUCUUGGGCCAUCUAGUCUAUGCGGAGCUUUACCGCGGACUCCCGCCCAUGGAAGAUGCAGCCGUGAUGGAUCUGGUAGGAGACGUUGGUAUGCUACACGAUGAGCAGCCAGUGUCGCGUGGGCAUUCGCUGCGCGGCCGUCUACAAAAGGGAAAGCAGUCCUCUCUUUCCAAGAACUGGCAAAACGGGAGUGCCAAUGGACGAAGCAGUGGUGCGGAUGUCGGACCGAAUGGAUCACCAUCCGAGUCCAGGACUUCUACUCAAACUAUCGAUUCUGCCACCAUGUCCACGGCUACUGGAACGGCGUCUUCGGCCACCGUGACGGGCACCGCUCUGAAUGGCAACGCUUCUUUCAGUGACCCGUCGCGAUCCGACAACUUGCCCGAAGAGCCUCAGAAUGGCGACUACUGCCGAAGAAUCCCGACCGCGCGUCGCGCUAAGCUCUUGACCGCCGAGCAGGCUCUUCUGCCACAACAAGGCUUGAUACAACGGAUAGGUAGCCGCGUGCCACUCAUCGGAUGGUUCAGCGGCAGCAUGAUUGGCAAUGAAGUCCCACGAUUGGAGAAUGGCGAGUUCGACCUAAACCGUGCUAGUCUCUACUGGCGCAUCAUGUACACCCUGGACUACUGGUUUGGAUUAUUUGGACAUGAGAUUGACCACCCAGACAAGGACGACUGA